Molecule: messenger RNA, 1404 nt
Organism: Hydra vulgaris (swiftwater hydra)
Lineage: Eukaryota; Metazoa; Cnidaria; Hydrozoa; Anthoathecata; Hydridae
Molecular function (GO): protein serine/threonine phosphatase inhibitor activity
Source: RefSeq, a predicted model, not a curated record
CAUUAUUUGAUGGGUCUAGAUGAUCAAAAAAUUUUAAAAAUCGAGAAAAAAAAAAAAAGUUCCGAUAUAUUUUUAAAAUAUAAAAACAUAACCCGAAAUUUAAAAUGGGGGACAUAGAUUUAGCUGAAGAGUCUGCAGGAGAAGAUACAGAAAUUGAUAAAUUGCAUGAAAUUGCUCGACAAAUGCAUAAUAAUUCGGAAAUUAAAAAGUACAGUAGGACAAUUAAUAACCCAAUAUCAAAGAGUAUUGAUAUGACAAGAUUAGUAUUUACGAAUGCAAAUGUUUCAGAUUCUGGUGAAUGUGAGGCUAUGUCCAUAUGUAAUGAAACAAGCUUAGAAACUUCAUUGAUAAAAACACCUCAGUAUUUAUCUAGUACACAAAUAGGACAAAUGACUUUAGAUGUGGAAGUUUACUCCUCAUCUUCACCUGUUACUAUUGGCUCACCUGCAUCAAGAGUUCUUCAAAUCAAAAGGGAAGAAAGUGUUGAUGAGAUGAGCAGAGAAAUUGCAAAGGAACGGGAUAUUCACUCUGCAAUCCAGUUAAGUAGAAGUUGGGAUGAGAUAUCAUGGCUAGGUGACAAAAAUUAUUCUUCAACAAAUGAACUUCGUGAUAAAAGAGAUUGUGUUGAAGACAUAUCAUCCCCAGUCCGUUUUAUUGACAAGAUCCAUAAUAGAAGUUUAACACCAAGUCCAAUUGGAGUCCCUAUUAGUCCUAAGCAUCGUACAUAUCGGCGCAGUUUAAGUCCCAGCUACUUAAAACCAAGCUUGCUUACAUCAAAACGUAAAUUGGAUACCGAUGACGAAUCUUACACUUGUUCGCCAGCAAAACGAAAUUUUAAUUCUCCUGUUAGUGCUUCAAGUAGUUUUUCGUCUUGUUCUUCACCAGAUCCCCCGUGUGAUUCCUUCAACCAUCAUUUCUUGUGCGAUGAUGAUUCUGGGUGUGAACAGGUAUUUACCACUCAUACUGUUAUGACAGUCACAACUCCGUCAAAUAGUCCGUUAAUGUGUGAUAUUCGCUCACCAAACUCGUUUCCAUUUGUUAAACCUCGCUAUGUCGCACCACAAUCACCGUUAGCAGCGGGUGUCAGCAGUGCCAGCAUAGCUAAUGAUGUUGUUAGAAAACUCAGCCUUGGUUGUCCAAGUUAUACAUUUCAACCGGUUGUAAAAGAUUAAAAUACUAAAUUUGGUUUGGUAGCUUUAAAUCUUGAGAUUUGGUUUUAAAAGUGGAUUUAAAUGAGCGUGUAAAAUACACCGCUUUGUUCUAAUAGUGAGUUUAAAUAAACGAGCUUCACCCAUUCUCUACCACCAUCUACUGACUUCGUUUUAAUGAUGGAUGUAAAAGAGGGUUUACAAGGGCUAUAAAAAAUAUUACUCCAAAAUUUGUGCAAAAAUUGUAUUGAUCAAA